AUGGAAUCAACAGAGGAAGAGCCUGUAUUGAUUUCUCAAAAUGACUCGAAUUAUCUUCCAAUAAGGAACGGCUACACAUCAAGAAGAUCCUUACUUAACUCACAAGAACGAUUAAUCCUGGCAAGCUCAUCAAUUGAGAAUAUGCCAGGUGGAUGGCUCUAUAGAAAUUUUAUGAAGAGACGUAUAAUGUUUCUAACUCUCCCGCUUAUGAGCGAUUAGGAAAACUAACCAUAUCAAAAAGCAAUAAAUAUUGCACAUGCAAUUCUAUUAAUAUGAAUAUAUAUAGAUAUAUAUGCAAUAACUGCUAAUUGAUAAAAAUUCUAGCUAAUUUAAAAUUCAGAUGAAGCUAAUUUAAAUUUAACUUUAAUAUAUGUAUAUUCGAGAUUUUUUGAAAUUAAAAAAAUCAAUUUUAUUUAAUUUUAAAAAAAAAUAAUUCCUCCUCGCUUAGAGUAAGAACAUUAAACAUUUUUGGCAUAUUUUUGGAAAUAAGUGGAUUUAUUGCUGGUGAAUAUCUCACUGACUUUGGAACAGACAUUUCUUCAACAUAUGAGACGCCUUUUACUCUUGAUGACUGAUUUGAGUUUUCGCUCUGGGUUUUUAUACUGUCAUUAUCAGUAUUUCUACUCCCUGUGCUUUUUAAAAAGACUGAAAACUCAAUAUCAUUUUUGACUGAAAAAUUAAAAUUUUAUCAUUUUCCUGUGUGUGCAUUUUUGGGGAUUUAUUUUUUUUCGAAGCAAUUUUAUGAUAAUGAGCUAUCAUAUAUAAUAGUUAAUGAUAUUUUGCUAUUCUUGAUCGCUGUUUUUGUGUUUUAUAUAUAUUGAAAAGUGAAAUACGAAGAAGAUGGAAGAUAUAGAGUUUCUUGGAUUGAGUACAUAGGAAUUCAUUUACAAUUUUCUGUUUUAGUUUCUUUUGUCCUCGUAGAACUGUGUAGAUCAGUAUUGAUGACUAUAAUUAAGGUCAAAAAAAUAGACAACAGAGAGCUGUUUGGGCUGGAUUUUGAUGAGUGAACAAUAAUUGUAAUGGCUUUUGCAUUUGUUCUUGGAGUGAUAUUUUUGACAAUGUAUAAAGAUAUUUAUUUCGCUGGAGUUUUAGGGUAUAAUUUCUUUGGAGUCUUUGUAGUUCAAGCUACAGAUGAAUGUAUAAAAAGCAAUUGCAGUGAGCGCGUACAAGAAGCUUCAUUGGUACUUGGCUGUUUGACGUUUGGGUUUAUUAUCCUCACAAUUGGAUUUUAUCCUAGACUUAUUUGCUACAAUUUAAGAUCAAGUUAA
Blepharisma stoltei is the source of this 1268-nucleotide messenger RNA. The record is from the annotation of a GenBank genome assembly. Lineage: Eukaryota; Ciliophora; Heterotrichea; Heterotrichida; Blepharismidae.